AUGAAGUCCCUCGUGGCUUUGGCCUUGAUUGCCACGUCCAUUAUUCUUGUUUCUUCUCGGCGUUUUGACAGUGCAAAGGUUUUUCGUGUGAAGCCUCAGAAUGAACAGCAAGUGAGCUUCAUGAAGGACUUGGCAAGAAUCCUACAGCCUCUCAACUUUUGGUAUCCAGACACAGCAUGGCAUAUAGUUAGCCAGAUGGAAGUGGACUUCCACGUCAGCGCUGAUCAGACCAAACAUGUCAAGUCUCUCAUGGAGCAGAAUGGCAUGCAUUACGAAAUCUUAUUUCAAAACCUGCAAGAAGAUAUUGAAAAACAACUCAACAAAAGAGAUGCUGCUGGCAGAUACAGUUACACAAAAUAUAAUGAAUGGCACAAGAUUUCUGCAUGGACUACCAGGAUUGUGAAAAAGAACCCAAAUUUGGUUUCUCGCAUCCAGAUCGGAAGCACCUUUGAAAAUCGGCCCAUGCAUGUCCUUAAGGUUGGAAAUCAGAGAGGUACUGAAAAGGCCAUCUUCAUUGAUUGUGGAAUUCAUGCACGAGAGUGGAUUUCACCUGCCUUUUGCCAAUGGUUUCUGAAAGAGGCCACCACAACCUAUGGAAAGGAUGAGAAUAUGACAAAUAUAUUGGACAAUAUGAACUUCUACAUCCUUCCUGUAUUCAACAUAGAUGGCUAUAUCUGGAGUUGGACUCAGGACCGCUUCUGGAGAAAGAAUCGUUCCAAUACAUCCAACAGUGCCUGCAUUGGUGUUGACCUCAACAGGAACUUUGAUGUCGCAUGGGGCAAAUUUGAUGCGUCUGAAAAUCCAUGUGAAGAAGUAUAUUGUGGAUCUUCACCUGAGUCUGAACAAGAAACAAAAGUAGUUACAGCCUUUAUCCGCAGCCGUAUUUCUUCAAUCAAGGCCUACCUGACAAUGCAUUCCUACUCUCAGAUGGUGUUGUUCCCAUAUGGCUAUACCUAUGAGAAGACACCUAACCAUGAUGAACUGAAUGAACUUGCGAAAAGAGCUACUGAAGCAAUAGGCAGCCUGUAUGGGAAAAAGUAUAAGUAUGGGACAUCCGCAACUACCAUCUAUCCUUCUUCUGGUUGUUCUGAUGACUGGGCUUACAAUCAGGGUAUCAAAUACUCCUUCACCUUUGAGCUUCGUGAUAAGGGCAGAUAUGGCUUUCUCCUUCCUGAAUCUCAGAUCAAGUCAACUUGCCAGGAGACAAUGCUGGCAGUCAAGCUCAUUGCUAAUUAUAUCCUCAGCCAGACAUAG
Molecule: messenger RNA, 1254 nt
Organism: Varanus komodoensis (Komodo dragon)
Lineage: Eukaryota; Metazoa; Chordata; Lepidosauria; Squamata; Varanidae
Product: mast cell carboxypeptidase A-like
Exons: 12
Coding region: 1-1254 (417 amino acids)
Biological process (GO): proteolysis
Molecular function (GO): zinc ion binding; metallocarboxypeptidase activity
Source: RefSeq, a predicted model, not a curated record